Molecule: messenger RNA, 815 nt
Organism: Mugil cephalus (flathead mullet)
Lineage: Eukaryota; Metazoa; Chordata; Actinopteri; Mugiliformes; Mugilidae
Product: galactose-specific lectin nattectin-like
Exons: 6
Coding region: 16-606 (196 amino acids)
Molecular function (GO): signaling receptor activity
Source: RefSeq, a predicted model, not a curated record
AGUUGAGGUUAGAGGAUGACAAACAGGAUGAUAAAUGAAAACACACUGACAACAUAUAUAAAGACCCUGGUACCUCUGCUAAGACAUCCUACUUCUGAACCUCGUGUGAUCAGUACCAGCAUCAAGAUGGCAUCAAGUCUUUGCUUCAUUGUGCUCCUCUGUCUGACCAGUGGACUGUGGAUUGGAGCUGAUGCAGACUCUUGCAGCACCAGGUGCCCUAGUGGUUGGAGUAGCUACAGAGGUCGCUGUUACCUAUUCAUUAACGCAAACUAUGACUGGACUUCUGCAGAGCGUUAUUGCAUACAGUACACCAGAGGAAACCUGGCCUCAGUCCAUAACGUUUAUGAGUACAACUUCCUCCGACGGCUUGUUUACAUCAAGACACAUUCAUACAGAUCAGCUUGGCUUGGAGGCUACGAUGCCGUGAGGAACAAUUACUGGAUGUGGAGUGACGGUUCAAAGUGGAACUACAGUCCCUUUUCCAGGGGGCAGCCUAACAAUGCUGCAGGAGGACAGAGUUGCAUGGAGAUCAAUCACAGAGGACACUACGUCAACGAUGCCAAAUGCUGUGAAAGGAAAGCCUUCAUUUGUGCCAGGAACCCAUAACUGUACUCUUCAUAUCUGACACUUCUGACGUGAUGAUCGUUCAUUUCCACUGAUCAUGUCCCUUCCAGCAUAAUGUCAAGCCUCGAUGGCAUCAUUGCUAGAAGAUAAAUACACUAAUCAAAUCUCACAACUGUCAAUAAUUGCUCCCUUUCUGCUCUUAUGUUCUUUUCAUAUUACUUCAGUUAAUAAAUAUCUAUCCUGCAGAGCAA